UUCACUGUAACCAAAGAUCGUUUUGGACAAAUUAACAAGAGGUUGGUUACGGUUAGGCAAGAUUUUGCGGGUUAUUUUGAGACAAAUUUGUUAGGUUGGUUAUGGUUAUCUUGUAUUAUGUUAUUUGUUUUAGGAUAGAUUCUGAAAUUAGACGACCUGACAGCGAGUGCCUUGUUGACCACUGAAGUCAAAUUAUAAUAAUAAUACCUGAUUUACCUGAGGGCCACUAACCCUACUGGCCUCGACGAUGACAGGAAGCCGGCAGCUUGUUGAAGGUGCCCUGCAUGUGACCUUGAUGAUCUUUUCCAGAUUAAGAUGAAUGUUAAGCCAUAUGUGCAGUUAAUUAUGAGGUGCAGUAGGGAUGCCAGACUUCAUACUUGUGCAUCACUGCAACAAAUCCAAAAGCUAACACGGUUGCGGGUGGUCGACAACUCUGAAUUAGGCAAGUCAGCAAUGAUGGAAGGAAGACCCCCAAAAUGCAUUCAUAUCUAUAGCAAGAAACAAUUUGGUUAUACAGGUGACAAGGUGUUGGUUGCCAUCAAAGGUCAGAAGAAGCAAGCUAUACUCACUGGUUGCCAUCAAAAUCAAGAGCCACUCAUGCCUAAGUUUGACAGUAAUAAUAUUGUUUUGAUUGAUGAAAAUGGGGCUCCACUUGGCACCAGGAUUCUUGUUCCCAUUCCCACGAUGCUUCGCAAAAAACUAAAAGAUAUGUCGCGACCAAAAGGAGCUGACUAUACAAAAAUUUUGGCAAUUGCCACUAGGUUUGUGUAAUAAAUUUAUGCUAUAUAUUUUGAAUGUUUACUUGAAAUGUAAUUAUGUGCAAUACAUAAAUUUGCUAAAUAAUUGUGUUUCUUUAUAAAAAAAUUUGAGAUUAUAAUUGUAUUGUUGUAUUGCAAGUAAAAUACUAUGCAAUAUUAUAGUGAGAUUUAAAGAGUGUGCAGUCCAUCCUAUUUCAGAUACAGUAUUUAAGUAUAAAUCUUUAAUUGUCACAAUAAUUUUAUGUCCUUGCAGAAAUAUUUGUGUGCUGUAUUUGCAUUAAAGUUUUUUGAGAUUUUAAAA
Molecule: messenger RNA, 1059 nt
Organism: Procambarus clarkii (red swamp crayfish)
Lineage: Eukaryota; Metazoa; Arthropoda; Malacostraca; Decapoda; Cambaridae
Source: RefSeq, a predicted model, not a curated record